Messenger RNA from Seriola dumerili (greater amberjack), 1530 nucleotides. It is a transcript of the gene fcer1g, whose product is annotated as high affinity immunoglobulin epsilon receptor subunit gamma-like. Gene Ontology annotation, cellular component: Fc-epsilon receptor I complex. The coding region runs from base 123 to 407 and encodes 94 amino acids. The record is from RefSeq and is a predicted model, not a curated record. NCBI's taxonomy places the organism in Eukaryota, Metazoa, Chordata, Actinopteri, Carangiformes, Carangidae. Gene Ontology annotation, molecular function: IgE receptor activity. The transcript has 5 exons. Gene Ontology annotation, biological process: cell surface receptor signaling pathway.
UUCCCCUCUUGGCUGUGAGGUACGCAAUACCCAAGUCUUCACCAGAACGCAUAGAAAAAAAAAAACACCACCCACAACUAGUCGUGUUUUCUGUUCGCUGAAGGAGCCCGGUCUGUGUUACAAUGGCUGUGUCGGGCAGGAGCCCAUUACUCGUGGUAAUUCCACUGUGGAUGUGUUUUGGGAGCGCUGCGGCUCUUGCAGAACCUGAGAUCUGUUAUGUGCUGGAUGGUAUUCUGUUUUUGUACGGCAUCAUCCUGACAGCUCUCUACUGCAGAAUCAAGAUCUGCAAUGCAAAAGAGGCUGAAGGUGGGAAAGGAAAGCCAAAGCAGAAUGUUGAAGAGGGCAUCUAUAUGGGUCUGACCCCUCAUGCCCAGGACACAUAUGAAACCAUCGGCAUGAAGAAGUGAUGUGAUGAGUCAAAAAUCCAGGACAGCAAUUUCCUAGCUAAUUCCCUGUUUUAUAUUUCUUUUUAUUCUAUUUGAUUUUUUUUUCAUGUAUUUAAAUAUUGCCUUUUAUACUCUUUAUACUUUAUACUAUGCAUAUACUUGGAGAGAAUGUAAGAUUGUGUGUAGCAGUGUUCAUUUCCCGUUUGCUUUGGUAGAAUCUGUGGAAAGUUAAGAAAGACGAGACAGAAACAGGGAAGUUGAGCCCAGGUCAGUUCUUUCUCAGAAAUACUCACCCUUGUUGUGUAAGAUAUUUUUUUCAUUUAACUGCUCUGUCAUAUUUAAUUUUUGAACGUAUAUUUUUGUAUGUGUGAAUAAGAAAGACAAGAAUCCACCCUGCCUUUAUUAUCUACCUUUAGGUUUUAUCUCUUGCAGGGAAUUGAAAUCAUCCUUAGUGCUUUACAGCACAGAACAGAAAGAUGUUACUUUUCCUUCAGAGAUGUCUCUAAAAGUAUAGUUUUGGGAAAGAUUACAGAUUAUAGAUGCAGGUAAGGAAGUGAGCUGUAUUUCCUCUACACCACAGGAUGGCAGUGAUGGUGUCUUUGGUGUGGUCCUUACUUGUCCACAUUCACAACACACACACACACGCACACACACGCACACACACACACACACACACACACACACACACACACACACACACACACACACACACACGCACACACACACACACACACAUAGAAAUGAAAGAAAUCACACAGACUGCUGUAAAAGCUAUUUAGUAUGUGAAUCCCUGCCUGUAUGAAGCUUAGAGUUGUUAUUUUUAUACAUCUAUGAAGUUUUCUAUGUGCUUAUGUGGCAAACCUUAACAGCCAUAAACAACCACAUAAAUGAUUAAAAGUAAUAGUUUUCUGGUAGUGGUUUGACUACAAUGAAGCUAAUAAAGAUUUAUUGUAUGUCAGUCUGAAAAGAUUUUGUCUGUGUCUUUAACAUGUAACCAAUAAAGAUGAAAAGAACUGCAACUGUGUGAUGAUGUGAGGAAAAGAAAUGAAGCAAAAACCAACAGUGUGAUGUGCAACUGAUUUAUGAGUUGGCUAAAGAUGAUAUAAUUAAAUCUGGAAUAAACCAUUAAAGUUCCCAUACUUUA